AUGGGGGUCCCUAUGGAUCUCAACGAUGCGGCCAAUGGGCUAAACUCAGCGAAGAAGUCCAGCAAGAAUGUGCCCUAUGUCAUGCCAUCCACACAUGGAGAUCCUUCGACGCGUUGGCACGAAGUUCGCGCGGGCAAUAUUUAUCCUCACAUUAUUCCCGACUCGACUAUUCCCAUCCGACCCGAAGACGUAAAACCAAUUCAAUUACUCGCAGGUCCUGCCGACGCACAGUCGGUGGAAGCCCUCCAAGCCUUUCUCAGUGAUGUGAACAAACUUUUCGACUCAGAAAUCCCUGGAGAUAAUAGACACACAGACUUUGAUCCGCUGGGUCAGACAGUCAUCCGAGGUGAGAAUACAGGCGAUAUUCUCGAUGGCGAACACUACCACGGAUGGUCUCUUGAAUUCUGUCAACCCGCCGAUACAGAUACCGAGGAUUCGCGGGGCCGAAGUCGCAGUCGUAGUGAAUCACGAACUAAUUACAAGCGCCGACGCUACAACAGCUCCACCAGCCAGUCCGAGUCUCGAUCUCGAAGUGGAUCACGAUCAUACCAACGCGAUUUCCAUCGUCGCGACGCACGAUCGAAAAGCCGUUCUCCACAGCGCCCACGAAGCCGCGAAAGCUCAUACACACCUCGAGAACCAUCCACUUCACACUUCCCGCCCCCUCACCAGGCUCAAUAUCCCCCCGCACCCUUCAACUCCUUCCCCACGGCCCAUCCCCCCAGUGGACAAUAUGACUAUCCUCCGAUGGGUCCCAACACUGGCUAUCCUCAAGCACCUGUACCCAACUACGGCUCUUGGCCUCCGCCUCCUCCGCACGUGCCAACAGUGUCCUUCCCCCCGCCCGCGCCCGGAUCCUCUUCGGCCUUCCCCCCUCCGUACCAUCAGCCUCCUUCCAUACCGCACGGACAGAACCAGGGACAGCGACCGGGGUACGGGAUGCCCCCCGGUCAGCACCACUUCCCUCCCCCUUAUUCCGGCGGUCAGCAGGGUGCGCCAUGGGGACCUCCUCCUCCCCAGGGCGGGCGUGGGUGGUAA
Molecule: messenger RNA, 1038 nt
Organism: Penicillium digitatum Pd1
Lineage: Eukaryota; Fungi; Ascomycota; Eurotiomycetes; Eurotiales; Aspergillaceae
Product: RNA polymerase II-binding domain-containing protein
Source: RefSeq, a predicted model, not a curated record